Molecule: messenger RNA, 1053 nt
Organism: Podospora pseudopauciseta
Lineage: Eukaryota; Fungi; Ascomycota; Sordariomycetes; Sordariales; Podosporaceae
Exons: 2
Coding region: 1-1053 (350 amino acids)
Molecular function (GO): glycosyltransferase activity
Source: RefSeq, a predicted model, not a curated record
AUGAGGAUCUGGGCUCAUGAACGGUAUGCUUACCCUGUCUUUGUAAACUCGGUUCAAGGUGAAACACCUUCUCAGUCACCGCAGUCCGAAAUCGUCAAACAAACAUCAACACAAAUCACCCUCACAAUGUCAGACGGAACAAAAGUCGUCGACUCAGACAGAGUCUACACAACCCUCAUAACCUCACUCUCCUACCUCCCCGGCCUCCUCACUCUCCACCACUCCCUCGUCCACCGCUCCAAAACAAAAUACCCCCUCAUAGCCCUCUACACCUCUUCCUUCCCCCAGUCGGGCCUCGCCAUCCUCCGUCGCCGCAACAUCCCCUGUCAGCUCAUAACCCCCUUAUUCCCCUCUUCUUCUUCUUCCUCAAACACCCCCUCCUACUCCCACGACCCCCGAUUUAGGGAAUGCUUCACCAAGCUCAUCCCCUUCUCCCUCGUGCAGUACAAAAAGAUCAUCCAGCUCGACUCGGACAUGCUGGUCCUGCGAAACAUCGACUCGCUAUUCGACAUUGAACUCGACAGCGACAAGAGGGUGUUUGCCGCGAGCCACGCGUGCUUGUGCAAUCCCUGUCAGUUUGAGCACUACCCGGAUUAUUUCCGCCCCGAAAACUGCUAUUACACCGACCCGACCAGCAUGGGGAAGGACUACCUUAAUGGAGGGCUGCAGGUUGUGAGGCCUGAUUUGGGGGUGUAUGAGGAGAUUGUGGGGUAUAUGAACACGCCGGGGAUUGAUCUCAGUUUUGCUGACCAGAGCGUGCUUGCUGGAUGUUUUAGAGACAGAUGGGUGGGUUUGGGGUGGGAGUUUAACGCGCUCAAGACAAUGAGGUGGAGGGGGGUGCACGAUGAUGUUUGGGGGGAUGGGGAGGUGAGGAAUUUGCAUUACAUCUUGACGCCGAAGCCGUGGGAGGAGGAGAGGGAUGAGAAGGGUAGGGUGGUCAUGGGGGAGGGGAAAAGGGGGGCGGAGGACAAGGUUACGAGUCAGUGGUGGGUUGAUGUUGAUGAUGAGAGGAGGGAGCGGGAGGAGGAGAGGGGGAUCAGGGAUGGGUGGUGA